Messenger RNA from Dovyalis caffra, 357 nucleotides. The record is from the annotation of a GenBank genome assembly. Lineage: Eukaryota; Viridiplantae; Streptophyta; Magnoliopsida; Malpighiales; Salicaceae.
AUGUCUAGCAUGCAGCAAAGCUUCAAUGCAGGAGAAACCAAAGGCAACACCCAGGCUAAGGUAGAAGAGUGGGCUGACAGAAUCCAGGAUACAGCAAAUGCAGCUUCGGAAAGGACAUCAAUUAGUGCUCAGUCAACCUCGGAUUCUUCCCAACUAGAGAGGGAUCAAAGCGCUGGUUUCCUCCAGCAGGACUUAAUUAGGGUGAUUACAGAAUCAAAUGGCACACUUAAUUCUUUGCAAAAUAUGUUGUAUCGUUUGCGCAAUAUCGAUCAGACCGGAGAGCAAGUGAAGCAUGUAGCUCAGGAUGCAAUGAACUCUGUGAAGAACACACUUGGCAUAGGUCAGAAUAAGAAAUGA